AUGGACGAGGUCCUAGGAACACAAGAGAAAGUCUGUCUGGGCCGAGGUGGGAGCAGGGUACUAUCACCAACCCCACUGAAAGUAGCUCAGAGAAAUUCAGUAGCUUGCCUCGAAAGGCAAGAGUUCUCGGACUCCACGCCUGGCACUGCCAUGCGUGUUCAGAAUCAGCCCCCAAACCCUCUUCUUUCCCAUCAUCCGUUUGCAAUAUCCGAAAACGAAUAGGAGGCAAGUGUGUCAUCAAGGCGGGCGCACCCUCGUGCAAACCCUGCCCAUCACCCCUUGAGAGCACCGCGUGGCCUCCGGGCGCCAAAGGCCGGCACGCAUGCGCAUGCCGAGGUGGGGCGCUUCCCAGGCUUCCGCCUCCCUGCCUUUGCAAAGUUACCUGGCCCUCGGCGGGGCGGAGUUGGGGAGUUACGGUCUGUGCGCGCGGGGCCCGCCCCUCUGCUCCUCCGGCACCUGUUGGCCUGAGGGGCCGGGGCUGCCAGCCAAUAGACAGUCUCCCUAAGGCUCUCUGGCCCCGCCCCCAAUGCCAAACCACCAAUCCCCGCGUUGCCGCUGCCCCAUGGCCCCGCCUUCUGCGUGCUUCUUCCGGGUGGGCUGAGGCGGGGUCCAAGGCCAUGGCGUUCUGGGCGCUGCUCAGCCCAGGGGUGCUGGUGCGGACAGGGCACACCGUGCUGACCUGGGGAAUAACUCUGGUGCUCUUCCUGCACGACACCGAGCUCCGCCAAUGGGAAGAGCAAGGGGAGCUGUUCCUGCCUCUCACCUUCCUGUUCCUGGUGCUGAGCUCCCUGCUGCUCUAUCUGGCUGUGUCACUCAUGGACCCCGGCUACGUGACUACCCAGCCUAAGCCUCAGGAGGAGCCCAAAGAGGAACAGAAAGCCAUGGUUCCUCAGGCCAUCCCACUUCGGCGCUGCAGAUACUGUUUGGUGCUGCAGCCCCUGCGAGCCCGGCACUGCCGUGACUGCCGCCGCUGUGUCCGCCGCUAUGACCACCACUGCCCCUGGAUGGAGAACUGUGUGGGUGAACGCAACCACCCGCUCUUCGUGGCCUUCCUGGCACUGCAGCUGGUGGUCCUCCUGUGGGGCCUGUGCCUGGCCUGCGAGGACCCCCUGGUGCCCCUACCCCAGGUCUGGCCUCCAUUUCUUCCAGCCCUGGGGCCUGUGGCUGCGGUCUACGGGGCUCCUGUUCGCCACCUUCCUGCUGCUUUCCUUCUUCUCCUUGGUAGUUGGCCUGCUCCUGGCCUCGCACCUCUACCUGGUGGCCAGCAAUGCCACUACCUGGGAGUUCAUAUCCUCACACCGAAUCGCGUACCUCCGCCAGCGCGCCAGCAACCCCUUCGACAGAGGUCUGACUCGAAACCUGGCCCACUUUUUCUGUGGUUGGCCCUCUGGGUCCUGGGAGACCCUCUGGGCUGA
Molecule: messenger RNA, 1415 nt
Organism: Meriones unguiculatus (Mongolian gerbil)
Lineage: Eukaryota; Metazoa; Chordata; Mammalia; Rodentia; Muridae
Gene: Zdhhc12
Product: zinc finger DHHC-type palmitoyltransferase 12
Exons: 6
Coding region: 618-1415 (265 amino acids)
Biological process (GO): protein targeting to membrane; peptidyl-L-cysteine S-palmitoylation
Cellular component (GO): endoplasmic reticulum; Golgi apparatus
Molecular function (GO): protein-cysteine S-palmitoyltransferase activity
Source: RefSeq, a predicted model, not a curated record